Haliotis rufescens (red abalone) is the source of this 5375-nucleotide messenger RNA. RefSeq lists its product as uncharacterized. The record is from RefSeq and is a predicted model, not a curated record. The transcript has a single exon. The coding region runs from base 770 to 2029 and encodes 419 amino acids. NCBI's taxonomy places the organism in Eukaryota, Metazoa, Mollusca, Gastropoda, Lepetellida, Haliotidae.
CUAGUGGGUCACAAGAUAAGGCCUGCCUACCUUCCCAACAUACUGUGAGAGUGAAGCCAGUUGUUGGGCAGACAGUACACAUGACCGGUAGUGCAGGCUGGGUAUGUCAGACAAUGAAGUGUAACUCCAGCCCUGCCCAUUGCUGACCAGUGUUAUCUGAACCGUGUACAAGACCCGGCAGUGAAACGCUGUCUUCAAUACGUCUUGAAUCAAUUUGACACACUUGGACUGGAUGUGAAGUCGACACAUUUGGAAAAGGCGGAGUGACACCAAUUUGACAAUUUUCGAAUGAGCUAAGUGGUAACAAAUCAGCAUAUUUGGUAAAAGCUGACAGAUAUCAACUGAAAGCAUUUGUCUCUGGUGGAGUGAUAUCUUCAAUAUUGGCUUCAGAGUGAUAUCACUUUAAAACAUUUGGAUUUGGUGGAGCGAUAUCAGGGCCAGGUGCAGCUUGAAUACUUCACUCUAAUCAGUGACUAACUCUAUCAUACCACAGUGUCACAUGUCAAAAUUUGGGUUAAGAUAACUUUGAUGCAAGCUUCAGUGUUAAAAAUCAGUCCGAUUUAUCAUCUUCACACCAUAUGAAAAUCACUGCCUUGAAAACAGCUGCUCUUCUUUCUGUGUGAGAUUUCUCUGUCAACACAGCCAUGUUAGCUUCACUCUACUAGCUGGAUGUUACAUCUCUGAGUAAGACUUUCAGCUUGUGUGCUACCAAGUAUUGCUCUUUGACAUACGUAAGUAACAUAAUUGUGCUGGUUCCUGCUUCUUAAACAUGCAACAGCAAAGAUAUAAAUGCCUGGACUUUGACAACCCGAGGCAAAGCAUGGACAUUCCAGAUUCUAUUUCUGAAAGAGACUACCAACCAUCAAUAACCCGCAGUGGUAUUGAUAGAAAUUCAAAAUUUAUGAUUGAUCGUCCACAAGUAUAUCAACCACAUGAGCAGAUUCCAUCGCAUCAAGUAUACCGUAACGACAGUAAUGUUGACCUUCGAGUAGGCCGCAAAGUAAAUGACGAUUUUAGUGAAGUCAACUUGAGAAGAGGAACAUUCCACUCCGACCAACACUCAGAAAAUGGUAAGAGACUCUCCAACCUCACCAGCAUAUCACUAAGGGACAGUUUCAUGGACACCUAUUCUGAACUUCCAGAACUGUGUUUUGCCCCUAUGGGAGACGUCAGAUCGUCAGUUGGCAAUGCUUCAUUAACAGAAGGAAACUGGGACCAUUCCAAGAUAGAAGACGUCCCUGCAUCUAAUUCUGUCAACAUCCUCCGAAUCAUUGCGAUAGUGUUCAUAUUAUGGGAUGUUGUAGCAGACUGGUGGAUGGUUGGUGUAUUCGAUAACUAUGCUUGUUGGGCAAACCCACAGUUUCAUUACAAGUUCUACAAGUUGGACAUCUGCGGCGUCCAUCGCGAAAAUAUCCGGCAAGUUUUAGCUGUCUUUACAAUCUUAGGAAGCAUCUUCAGUCUGAUCCAGAUCAUCAACAUCAUCCUGAGCAUCCUGAGGGACAGAGGGGUGGUGAGGUUGCAGCUGUUCAAGCCGCUGACCGAAGUCUACAUUGCUGUUUUCUUCGAGGAGAUCCCCCAAGCCGUCACUCUCCUCGUCUUCAACUACAACUGCAAAUGCACCAGAGAAGCAGCUAUGUUCUCCCUCAUCAUGAUGGUCAGCGGUCUUGCCAGCACCGUCCUGCGCUAUGCCGCCUGCUUCCCCAGCAUCAGCAGCGAGCACGGCUGCUGCAACACGUGGUGGAGAUGCUGCUGCUGCAAGAGCCGGGAGUCCCUGUGUCGGCUGACAGGGCAGGACUGUUUCUGUCGCUGCAGCAUCCCCUGUCCGCUCUGCUGCUGCACGCUGCAGUGCGACGACUGCAACUGGAUGCCGCACACCUGGAUGGAGUCGCUGUACGAGGCUCUCUCCUGCUUCUGCAGCUGCUGCUACAGGACCGAGGCAUCGUACGGCCUUCGCAUGAUGGAUAAUCUUGGCAUCUUGUUCCUAAUGUUCUGCCUUGUUGCUAAAAUUGUAGUGCUGACGGUAACAUAAAAUACUUUCAUGGAUAACAACUUCCUUAUUGUUUGGGGGUGGUCAGGCAGCCUAGUGGUUAAAGGGUUCGCUCGUCAUGGUUCGAUUCCUGACAUGGGUACAAUGCGUGAAGCCCAUUUCUGGUGUCCCCCGCCGUGAUAUUGCUGAAAUAUUGCUAAAAGCGGCGUAAAACAAUACUCACUCACUCACUUAAUUGUUUGAAAUGACACUUCAAGGCUACGUCUUGCCCCUUUAACUGGUGAAGGGGCAGGACGUGGCUCUGAAGCAUUGUCACAAACAAUAAAGCAGAUGUCAUGUAAAGGUUUCAUGUCUUUAAGUCUUUAUGCCAACUUCUAAAUGUCUAUCAAAGACUUGAUAACCAUGUCAUGUUAAUAAUGUCAGAUAAUAAUGUGGUAGCAUGUGCUUCUGUGCACAGAGAGAAGUUCAAGUUAAGCAGCAUUUGUCACGGAGAGUAGGUUGAUGGGUGACAAUGGUUGGCAGCUUGACUCCAGGGCCCCAUUCCACAAAGCAAUCUUAGCGCUAAGUCUGUCGUAAGUCUAUGUUAAAGUAUGGGAGUUACGAUCAUCUUAGCGCUACGAUCGCUUUGUGGAACGGGGCCCUGAACGUUACUAGGGCUCCGAUAAUGCCCCACUCUAAAGCACAUGAAGCAUGUGGUGUCUCCUUAGGCAAAUGUCUUUGUUCGAAACAUGGCUGUAUUCACGCAGCAGUGAAUGGGUACCCGGUAGGAGAAGAUGGUAAUGUGGAGGUUAACCUUCUAGUGCCUAUAACAGGCAGCUUGAGCUGUAUACACCCCUAAUACAGAAUGUAAACUGAGCACACACUGAUCCAUUGAUGGGGUAAUGAAGGUGUGUUCAGUGAUGGAAACUAACAUGUUUAGUCCACUAGUCCUUAUAAUGAUAGCACAUAGCAAAACCCUUAAAAAGGGCAAAUUUCUACCAGUCCUUUCGAUACUUUAACUGGACCUAUUUGGUUGUUUGGUAAGGACUAUAGGACUAUUCUAAAUUCUAACACUGGUGUUUAGAGCAGGAUACCUAGGAUGGAAAAAGUGCCACACAAAUGGACUAUUGUUGAUGUGACCAUACACCCCACCUGGGUAUGGGUAUUUGGUGACAACAGCUGUCAUCGUUGGGUAGAGAUGUUUCAAGCAGGACCAGCUGUUGGUGUUGCCAUUUUGGCAAUUCUGAUAACCAUGUGUUAAAGUCUGAAAUUUUGUUAGCUGUAAGUAAGUCAUUGUUCAUUUAUUCAAAGAUAAUCAGUAUAUCAAUCCAAUUCAUAAAGACGAUUGUCCUUGAUCUUGUCCAUAUUGAAAAAGAUUGAUAUGCAAACUAGGGCUGGGCAGGUAACUCGGGUACUUGGGUCUGGUGGGUCCUGAGUAGGACCCGGGUACCCACAGCACUACCUGGACCCUUUAAGUUAGUUAGUGAUGUAUUAUUUAAUGACAAAAACUCACUAUAGCUCAGUGGUUACACUACAAGUUGCUAAUGUUCACAUUUCUUUCUGACGAUGCACACAUUCCUUUUGACAUGUAUAUGUUUGAGUAAAGAUAAAGCUUCAAUCAACUUCAGUGUACCCAUGUUCUGAUUGUUUGAUACAUGUAGCUAAAUAGCUUUUGCCUGGGCUGCAGUAAAACAAUUCCCAUUUAGACAUUUUGAUCCCAACUCUUGAGACCGACAGUGGGUAGGGUUGUGUUAUAGGGGGUCGGGUACCCGGGUAGUAAAUUUGGACUCGUCCCACCCCUAAUGCGUAUACCAGUUUUAUUCAAGCGCCUCCCAAAAACUUUUUUCCCCAUUAGCAUCCUCUUCUCUCCUACAUCAAUUGACAAAAAAAAACCAGAAAAUGUCUUAUCAUCACAUGACUAUACAUCAAGGGACAUAACUCCUGUUCACAAUCCUAUACACAAGACAAUGUUUGCUUGGUUGGAAGUGGAGAGGUAUCCAUCGUUUUAAAACUGGGUAAUUUCUGCAGAUGUCAAUGUAACAUUUAGAUAGAUGCUUCUCUUAGUUGCCUUCCUCAUAUCUUUCCAUGCAGAGGAUCAUUUAAAAUAUUUCAUUACAGUUUUUUGUCGUUUCUCAUAAUGAGUAAAUUAUACGCAAAACCAAAGAUUGAAUUAUAAAAAAAUAUGAGUUGGCAUUUAGUAUUCCAAGCUUGCCCUAAAUUCUACCACCACCAAACCUAUUACUACUACUAAUCUGGAAUAAUGGUCAUCUAGUCACAUCAGUAAAACACUCCCUAAAUUCUACUUCACUCUCAUAACAUCCUAUGGCUUGUUAAUAUAGAACAGAGAUGUACUGUCUGUCUGAUAGUGUUUCUGUGUCAAUGUUAUCCAUUCUUGGUAUUUGCUAUCUAUCCAGAUAACUGCUAUCUAUCUUCCGCAAUCCAGACAAUGAGCGUCUACAUAGAGAAUCUCACCCUCGUGUCUUGAUAUCGAAUAUAUCAACACCGUUGAUGAAAAUGGUAAAACUCUGAGGCUUGCCGAGGAGUUUUUCCACUUUUAUCAACGAGUGUUGACAUAUUUGAUAUCAAAAGACACGAUCGUGAGAUUUUAUUUAUCAUCCAACAUCAUCCUUUUAACUUUUUCAGCUUGUAGACAGUAAUAUGCAGUGUCUUAAGUUUAAAAAGUACUACUAACAGCUUCAGUAGCAGAGCCAUUAGUGUAGUCACAAUGGUCUGGGAUCGUCCCAUCUCAAAUAACCUUGUAAGAGACUCUACUUCAAGUGAAACCUGCUUUGAGGUUUUACAUUUGAAUUGUAAGACUUACGUUUUACAGCUGAAUUUUAUGAACUAGCAUUUUGAAGUGAAUCUAAUAUAAAUGUUUGAUUGGUUAAAACAGGAUGUGAAUCGAACCUGCAACCUCACAUAUCUUGUUUAGUUUUGUAACCAACUGUUUUCGCACCAAGCCACCGGGGCAGGUGAUGAAAGGUUGUUCAAUCUUGCAUGUCAUAACUUCAAUUGUGUGCAUGCUGCACAUGGUUUUUCUCUGGCACGCUUUCAUCAUAUUCCUUAUAUACCACAACACACUAUAUUGCUUCACUAUAAGGUAUCCCAAUGUGUUAUUUUUUCUGGUAUUUCUUGCAUUUAGUCGGUUCAUAAGUCGGAUAAAACACGCCUCCUCAGUUUUGGUUGAAAAUGUAAAACCUCCAUCUACGGUUUUACAUUUUCAACCAUCCCCUCAAAUUUGUAUUUUACCCUAGACAUGAAAUCUCUCAAGAUCAGACAAGAUUAGAAUCUGUAUGUAUCUGUGAAAGCUUCCAGCUUAUGACAUUUUAGUGAACUUGACAAGUGAUGAUGAAUUUUAAUAUAAGUAUAGUUUGUCAAAUUGUAAAUAAAACUGUGAUAUAAAUGAUAA